Messenger RNA from Cydia fagiglandana, 1351 nucleotides. It is a transcript of the gene sni, whose product is annotated as C-signal. The transcript is spliced from 5 exons. Gene Ontology annotation, cellular component: cytoplasm. NCBI's taxonomy places the organism in Eukaryota, Metazoa, Arthropoda, Insecta, Lepidoptera, Tortricidae. Bases 15 to 749 code for a protein of 244 amino acids. Gene Ontology annotation, molecular function: carbonyl reductase (NADPH) activity. The record is from RefSeq and is a predicted model, not a curated record.
UACAAGUCCCGAGAAUGAAAUCUGUGCUAAUUACUGGAGCCAACAGAGGCUUAGGACUCGGUAUGGUGAAAUAUCUCACUAAACACAACAAAGCAGAAACAAUAUUCGCAACAUGCCGCAAAGAAUCCGAGGAACUUAAGCAACUAUCACAUGAAAAUAAAAACCUUCACAUAUUGAACUUAGAUGUGGCAAACACUGGUAGCUAUGGCGAGAUUUCAUUGCAGAUCUCGGAAGUAGUGGGUGCGAGCGGAUUGAACCUUCUAAUCAAUAAUGCUGGGAUAUCCACUAAGUUUACCAAGCUUAAUCUUGUGAAGACUGAGCAGCUACUUGAUAAUCUCACCAUUAAUACCAUCGCACCCAUCAUGCUUACGAAGACCCUCUUGCCGCUACUGAAACAAGCAGCUGAAGCCAACAAAGACCAGCCCUUCGGAGUCCGUCGCGCUGCCGUUAUCAACAUGAGUUCAAUUCUGGGAUCUAUUGCGCAGAAUGACCAGGGCGGGUUCUACCCUUAUCGGUGCUCAAAGGCGGCCCUCAACGCUGCAACCAAAUCCAUGAGUAUUGAUCUCAAGAAAGACCAGAUCCUAGUGGCAAGCAUGCACCCAGGUUGGGUGCGUACCGACAUGGGUGGCAAGAACGCGCCGCUAGACGUGGACACGAGCAUCGCUGGCAUCUUCGCCACGGUGGAGCGGCUCGGCGAGGCCGACACUGGCCGGUUUUUGCAGUACGACGGAUCUGAGCUGCCGUGGUAAUCGGUAGGACGUUGGAUGCAUGGAUGAUGAAGAAAAUACCAAACCGCAAAGCGUAAUAACGGCGAUGUGAUACGAUCUAUUUUUAUAUAACUUGGAGCAUUUAACUAAAGUGAAUAUAAGUAAGUAGAUAAUAAGCAUUCACAAAUUAUAAUUAAAAUAUUUCCGUACAAAAGUAGGUAAGUUGACAUGUUUAAGAUUGAAUACAGAAAUAAAAUAUCUAAGAGCUAGUGGUCAUAAAGUAUGUGGGCAAUCAUUUAAGUACCAAUAGUCUUAGUUUUACCUAUAACCAUAUAAGUUUUUACUUAUUGGGCAAGUAGAUGCAUUUUAACUUUCGUUUAGGUACCUAUAGCUGCCGGCCUAGCCAAGGUUACAAUCGCUAUCGCUUCGACAGCGAAAAGCAUUAUGUCUCUCUAUCACUCUUCCAUAUUAGUGCGACGGUGACAGUUGCGUUUCGAUCGCUACGGAGCGUCAGCGAUUAACAUCUUGGCUACGCGGCCUGAGCUUAAAUAAAGCUCUACGACAACAACUGUGUUCAAGUAUGUGCUUUUACAUUUGCCUUUAUGAUUUUGGCAUAUUCUUAUGUUAUUUUAAUAAAACGGGUU